AUGAGUACGAAAAGGUUGAGUAUGAAGCUUCUUGUUGAUAAAGAAAAUAAGAAAGUGUUGUUUGCAGAAGUUGGAAAGGAAGUUGUAGAUUUCUUUUUCUUUAUUCUUACUUUGCCACUAGCUAAAGUCACAAAUCUCCUCACCAACUCCAAGAAGGAGAUGAUCGGUUGUUUAAGUGCCCUCUACAAGAGUGUUGAAACCCUAGAUCAGACCUACAUUAAACCGGGUCAGAGCAAGGAUUCACUCCUAAACCCCCUUGUUUCACUUAAUCAGGCACAUUUGUUACUGCCAGACCAACCAAUUCAAACUAGUGCCGACAUUAAGAUCUACAGGUGUCCCGAAACAAGUCAUAGUACCUUUUUUGUUAGAGAUCCAAAUCUCACUUGUCAAAAUCAAAGGCAUUCUCCCUUUGGAGGUUAUGAAAUAUGUGGUCGCAAAAUGAGUUCUCUUGAUGAUUCUUUUGAGAACAAGGCAACAAUACCAACUCGUGAAUGUGGGGGUUUCGUAAAUGGUAUGAUAACAUAUAUGGUGAUGGAUGAUUUGAUGAUAACACCCAUGUCCACCAUUUCUUCCAUUUGUUUGUUGAACCAGUUCAAUAUUAAGGAUGUUAGUCAUCUUCAAGAAAUCGUGGUUGAUUUUGGCAUGGAUGAGGGUCUGAAGAUAUUAGAAGCCUCUCUUAAAGGGAAAGAAGUCCUCACUCAAGUGUUUUCUUUCAAAUGUUUUGCUAAUUAG
This is a messenger RNA of Impatiens glandulifera, 732 nucleotides long. RefSeq lists its product as uncharacterized. NCBI's taxonomy places the organism in Eukaryota, Viridiplantae, Streptophyta, Magnoliopsida, Ericales, Balsaminaceae. The record is from RefSeq and is a predicted model, not a curated record. Bases 1 to 732 code for a protein of 243 amino acids. The transcript has 3 exons.